UUCCUUCCAUUUGGAGCACAACUGAACUCAGGACAAUAACAUUUCUUUUUUAAAAAGCCAGAAACGUGGAUUUGUAAACUGAAGUACUGCAUUUUACCUGUUGCACAAGAUGGGUGACUGGGGCUUCCUGGAGAAGUUACUGGACCAGGUACAGGAGCAUUCGACGGUCAUUGGCAAGAUCUGGCUCACGGUGCUCUUCAUCUUCCGUAUCUUGAUCCUGGGCCUGGCCGGGGAGUCCGUGUGGGGGGACGAGCAGUCGGACUUCGUGUGCAACACCAAGUCGCCCGGCUGCCCCAACGUUUGCUAUGACCAGGCCUUCCCCAUUUCUCACAUCCGCUACUGGGUGCUGCAGUUCCUCUUUGUCAGCACGCCCACCUUGGUCUACCUGGGGCAUGUCAUCUACCUCUCCCGGCGGGAGGAGAAGCUGAAGGAACGGGAGAGAGAGCUCCGGACUCUCCAGUCCAAGGAUUACAAGGCGGCAGCCAUGCUGAUGGCCGUGGAGAAGAAGAUUGCCAAGAUCUGUGUGGCGGAGGAUGGGAGGAUAAAAAUCCAGGGAUCUCUGAUGUGGACCUACAUCAUUAGCGUGCUCUUCAAGUCCAUCUUUGAGGCUGCCUUCCUCCUCGGCCAGUGGUACCUGUAUGGUUUUGUUAUGAACUCACGCUAUGUGUGCGAAGGGUACCCGUGCACCCAUCAGGUGGACUGCUUUAUGUCCCGCCCCACUGAGAAAACCAUCUUCAUCCUCUUCAUGCUGGUGGUAGGCUUGAUUUCCCUCCUCCUCAACAUUUUGGAGCUCUUCCACCUCUGUUGCAAGGGCCUGCUCCACAGUAUGAAGGAAGGUGACUGCUGUUCCCCCUCCUCGGCUCCCCCUCUGCCCUGUGAGGCCAACGGCUACCCUAACAAGCUUUGUGAAAUGCCUGCCGGGCCUUAUCCGGACAAGUCCUACUUCUAUCUCCCUGUGGCCGACAGGCAUUCUCCACCCUACCAUGCUUACAACAAGCUUUCCAGCGAGCAGAACUGGGCCAACUUCAACACCGAGGAAACCUUGGCCUUGCAAGACCGGAAUAAGCCCCCUGACGUCUUUGCCACGGGAGCCCCCAAAGUCCAUCUGUCUCAGGAAAGGCAGUCCAGUCGGCCUAGCAGCAGCGCUUCCAAAAAACAGUAUGUCUAAGCCAACGGGCAAUCAAAUGCAAGCCGGAUGUUGACUUGCUUGAUGGCGACUGAAGGUUAUCAAGCCAGGAUUCUUUGAUGGGAGUCUUUUGGCCACUGAUUGCUGAACUCUGGUUGGUUACCACUGGAGGAAGAGGCAAUGCCUCAGUGCUCUCCAUAGUAGUGCCUUGUUUUGACCAUGUUAUCCUACUGUAUAGGUGGACACAUGGCUUCCAUGUGGACACAGCCUGAACUUGACAGUUAGUCAAGCAUGAGAAAAAGUGGCAUGGAGCAACUUACCCCAAGCCACAAAGUGGUGAAUUAAUGGGCAUUUGAUAAUCACUCAGGUGGGGUGCCACAUGUGGACUCCUGGAACUUUGUUGUUUGGUCUCUGUUAUCUAUGCUUUUCAAGAAAGAUAACAGGUGGCAGCAACCUGUAGAUAGGUUGAGGGGGCUGUAGGAAAAGCCUCUGCCAGUUCAAGGCUAUACAGGCAUUGGCCUCAAUUAUUGGAAGAUAACUUGUACGUUGGUGGGGAAAACACAGAGGCAAGGGGGGUGUUUUUCCCCCAAGAAGGAAGGGAAAGAGCGAGCCCUGGUGCAUCUUCUAUUUAUGGAUGGCCAUGUGAAUUGGGGGUGGGGUAUAAGUCAACUUAAACUCUCUCCUUUUCUUUCUUUUUUUACCCACUGAUUUACAGGAAGUCUGAGCAACUUAGCAAUAGAAAACUACAAACCAUAUAUAGUGGCCUAUUUGACUGGGGCGAGGGGGACACAUCUAAAAACAGAUUUCCUGUUCCAAGCAGGCAUUUGAUGCAAUAUCAGCUACUGCUGAAGUAAGCUGAUUAAGCAUACAUCCUCAUAUAAAUAUAGACGCAAGUCCGUUUGCUAUGGUUCAACACUGUUGAGUUAUUUCUUGCAUGUCUCAUCAUUGGCUGUUGGCCCUGGAGCUGGCGUGCCACAUCACAGAAUGGGAAAGCACAGUUUUUGUCUUCACUGCCCUGUGCAUGGAUCUCUUGGGGCUAUGUUCCCUCUGACACGGUCACAGUUGGUGAACCUCCAGCACAUGGUCGGGAAAGGGCUCUUGCCUCUGGUCUGAUCUUCAACCUGAUGUGUGUACGCAUCAAAGAUGCGCAGUGGAAGAACUUCACUGUCCCAUCUCAGCUUGCUUUGGUCCCCCUCCCCCUCCAUUCAAUUUAUGGGUCUCAGAUGCUUUCCCCCAGAAGCUUAUUUGGGUUUACAUUUUUUUAAAGAAGUCAUCAGAACUUGUAUCCUGACUGAUUUCAGAGGACACUCACUGGAAGCAGUUUAUAGCUUACUGAGCUAUCAAGGAGUGGAAGAACACCUCUGACCCAUAGACAUUCCCAUGUGCAACAUUUUCCUGAUACAGGAUAAAUAGCCCUGUUAGGUGCCAUGUUUCCCAACAACACCCCCAUGCCACCUCUUCUUACUUCAGAACUAUGCCGUAAAGCACAGUUUACUGCAUGUUUGAGAUCAGUGUUUAUGUAUAUAUGUAUCUUUAUGGAUGGAUGUACUGGCCUGCGUAUCUCUAUACUGGAUUCCUUUCAUCCAUUAAUUUAUUGUCAUUCUAAGGUGUAUGGUCAGCAAGUUGGAUCUUCUGGGUUUGUUCUUGAGAUGGCCUGUUAAAAUAGUCAUCUUUCCUGGGUGGGAGUGGAAAGUUAAUGUGAAACUCGGCCCUCUUGGUUCUUGAAUAGCAGACUGAGCCUUUUGGAAGGAGGCUUCUGCCUAUUUCUGGAUUAAAUCAAAGCGGAUGUUGUUUUGUUGUAAAACAUUCAUAUCUGUAGCAGCAAAGGUGCUCAAAAACCUCUCAUGGUGGGAGAAAAGCUUGUGGUUGAUAUAAAAAUGGGCUAGCUCCCCUUUUAUGUAGCAUCAAAUAUCCAGGAUCAAGAGGAAACUGAUAGCAAGAAAACUCUUUUGGCAAGCUGCUUUUUCCUCGGUCCCCAGUGAACUGUUCUCGAUGACAAAGCUGUGAAAAGAAGAUCUCUGUUUAUAAAAUCUUCCUGUCUGUUUG
Elgaria multicarinata webbii is the source of this 3172-nucleotide messenger RNA. It is a transcript of the gene GJA4, whose product is annotated as gap junction protein alpha 4. Gene Ontology annotation, biological process: cell-cell signaling. The record is from RefSeq and is a predicted model, not a curated record. The transcript has 2 exons. Lineage: Eukaryota; Metazoa; Chordata; Lepidosauria; Squamata; Anguidae. Gene Ontology annotation, molecular function: gap junction channel activity. The coding region runs from base 110 to 1168 and encodes 352 amino acids. Gene Ontology annotation, cellular component: connexin complex.